Messenger RNA from Eimeria maxima, 1029 nucleotides. RefSeq lists its product as hypothetical. Lineage: Eukaryota; Apicomplexa; Conoidasida; Eucoccidiorida; Eimeriidae. The transcript is spliced from 3 exons. Bases 1 to 1029 code for a protein of 342 amino acids. The record is from RefSeq and is a predicted model, not a curated record.
AUGCAGCGCCCGAAGUGCGACCCCGAGAUGAUACAGGUUUCUAAGGGGAACAUCUUGACACAACCCCAAGCUGCUGCGGUGGACUGGUUCCUCCAGCUGUUGCCAUCUGGCUUACUGCAUCCUCUGCGUUCCCAUGAGUCUCCUCCUGAUGCGUCUGGAUUUACUGGUGGCUCUGCUAAAGGCACAGAUCCGAACCCAGAAGUGGUCAAUGACCACUCCGCGAGAGAGUGCAAACGGGGAGAUUCACUUUAUGUAGAGUGUGUGUCAGCAUUCUGGAAGGUUCUUUUUGAGCCGCCUCUGAAUUCGAACUCCCCUGAGCAGCGUGUUGCUUCAUUUUGGUUCCCUGGGAGCUGGUGCUCCUGGGUAGGAGCACUGCAGCAUGGGCCCGAUGACUCAAACUACACAAGAGACAAAAAAGAGGCUAUUAUGGCGAGAGGGGACACUCUGGCCAUGCAGGUGACCUCCGAGAAUCUCUGUCCUGCCAACGAGUUCUUGGAGAAAGGAAAACCAGCUGCCAGGAGAGGGCAACCCAAAGGCAAGACCCGAGACAUACAGAGCAAUAAGGAACAAGGACAGACGCUGCAAGGCCCCUCCGCUCCCCUCUGGCAACAACUGGGGAAGCAGCAGCGUCGUCAUCAGGAACUUUUGAUUAAGGAACGGCAGAAACAGCAACGUCCGGAGGAGCUUUCCUUUGGGCCAGCUGCAUCGUGGGCCUUCCUUACGAAUUUCUGUCAGUUUAUAUUUGGCUCCUGUUUUGGACAUCAAACGCUUCUGCAUCACGAGGGCCUCCAAGGACCAGAACAGUCACAAGAAAAUGAAGACACUGCAGCGCUUGAGUCAUGCAAAGGGACUAUGUGGAGCGAUACUAAUUUGCAGCUCGUCUGCGGCACCCGUUGCCGCAGCUUGAGGAGGGUGAAGGACGAAGGCCGUCAAGUCUGGAUGGAGUAUCAGGAAGUAACGCUACUCGACAACUCUCGACGGUUCCAGUGGGUAGAGUUGACGGAAAACGGCACGGGUGCAACUGAGUGA